AUGGAGGAUGAUGUAUCUCCAUAUGACGACGAAUUUGCUGACCAUGUUUCAAUACCUUCUCCGUCAAGAUGUAUUGAGGAUCUACUCACAGAUGUUGCAGAUAUUGGAGUGUCUUCUUUCAAUGAAGCUUCCCUGACUCGCCAGGAGGAUAAGGGCGCCAAAGAGGAGGGCGGAAGCAAAAAUGAAGCUGCAACAGAAAUGCCUUCACUGGGUAAAAGAGAACGGGUCAGUGACAUUUCGACCAUGGAAGCGCCUAAACGAGCUCGUUUGGAGACCAAUUUGGAUUCAACCGAUUUGCAGGCAGGAUCAAAAUCGAAUAUUGAUCCGGAAGACGCUUUAUCACCUUAUGGUGAUGAGGUGGAUUAUGAAUUUACGCCUUCACCACCAGAAGUUAAAAACACGGAUGAAAAUAUCGAUGUUCGCUCAGAUAGUGGCACAGGAUGUUCCCGAAACGAGAUACCUAUUGUAGCCAAGUCAUUUUUGACCGAUCGCAUAAUAGAUAUCGUGAAGACAUUCGAUCGUCGCCAAUUUAAAUCGGCUCAAGAAGAAGUAUCAAAAUAUUGCCAAUGUCUAUCCGCACUCGGGUUUGACACAUCUGAACUGGAAAGGCGCAUAAAGCCCAUAUUCGAUCAUGCAGAAGUCAUUGAAGAGCUAGUAUCAAGUCCAAAUUUUGUUCCAUUUGUUCGAGUAAUGGAUGCUGGUGAUAAUUUGGCGUUAAGUCAAAGGAAACUUGCUUCCCACAUGGCUACCAAGGAUUCUCUCCUUCAAGCUACUAGAAACGUCUCUUUGCAGCUUCAACAAACCAGAGAGAAAAUAAAAGAACUAGAAGAGAGCAUAUCACAUUUGAAGAGCACUGAAGCGGAGCUAUCACUUCAACUGGAAGUGGCCGAUGAUUCUUUGAAGAAGCUACAACCGUCACAGGAAGAGCUGCAACAGGAUGUUGUUAAUGCAGAAAAGGAGCACGCUGCAGCCACUGAAGUUUAUAAUGAUUCUAAAGAGUCCACUGGUCUUCGAGAAUUGAUAGAAUUGUUUGAGGAGCGUCGUCAAAUACUUGAGAUUUGA
Molecule: messenger RNA, 1062 nt
Organism: Ananas comosus (pineapple)
Lineage: Eukaryota; Viridiplantae; Streptophyta; Magnoliopsida; Poales; Bromeliaceae
Exons: 5
Coding region: 1-1062 (353 amino acids)
Source: RefSeq, a predicted model, not a curated record